Candida dubliniensis CD36 is the source of this 510-nucleotide messenger RNA. RefSeq names its product Sys1p (gene SYS1). Gene Ontology annotation, biological process: Golgi to plasma membrane protein transport; protein localization to Golgi apparatus; Golgi to endosome transport. Gene Ontology annotation, cellular component: trans-Golgi network; Golgi membrane. The record is from RefSeq and is a predicted model, not a curated record. The transcript has a single exon. Lineage: Eukaryota; Fungi; Ascomycota; Pichiomycetes; Serinales; Debaryomycetaceae. Bases 1 to 510 code for a protein of 169 amino acids.
AUGAGAUACACCUUGCUCAACCAUUCAGGUGACACCACCAAUCCAUCAAAACUACUACUACAGAUCAUUAUCUUGCAGUGUUUUUACUACCUCUCGGCACUUGUCAUAUUCUACCUAGUGGCCUCACUCAAUGGAUACGACUUUAAAAUCGAUUGGGUGUUCCUGUGGGAAUUGGUCGAACCCGACAACGCUAUGGGGUUGACUUUGUUUGCAAUGUGGCUAUUUGACGCCUUGCUAUGUGUGUUGUUUGUGACCAUCAUUGUUGGCCGAUCGAAAUUGGCAUGGGACUUUGCCGUCACCGUAUACAUAAUCAACCUAAUUGUGGUGUGGACAUACACCGGAAAGUUCCCUUCCUCCAUCCUAUGGUGGUGUCUACAAGUGUUGAGUGCUGUCCUAUUGGUAACCCUCUCCACGUAUUCCACACGAUGGAACGAAUUGAGAACAACGUUUUUUGACGGCAUGGUCGAGAUGUCGCCGCAAAACGAUAUCGAAAUGCAAAAUAUAACCUAG